Molecule: messenger RNA, 763 nt
Organism: Lathyrus oleraceus (garden pea)
Lineage: Eukaryota; Viridiplantae; Streptophyta; Magnoliopsida; Fabales; Fabaceae
Product: RING-box protein 1a
Exons: 5
Coding region: 105-458 (117 amino acids)
Molecular function (GO): zinc ion binding
Source: RefSeq, a predicted model, not a curated record
UACCCAUUCUAAAGUCUUUUUUGUUCUUCGUACAGAGUUGGAAGAAACCGAAACAGAAUCCAAAAGUAGAAGAAACCUUUGUUUAUUGAAAAAUACAGAGAGAGAUGGCGACCCUAGAUUCCGACGUCCCUAUGGUAGCCGCCGGCGAGUCCUCCUGCUCUCACGGUCCCUCUUCUUCCAAGAAGCCCAAGCGCUUCGAGAUCAAGAAGUGGAAUGCUGUUUCUCUCUGGGCUUGGGACAUUGUUGUUGAUAACUGCGCUAUCUGCAGGAAUCAUAUCAUGGAUCUUUGCAUUGAGUGUCAGGCAAAUCAAGCUAGCGCAACUAGUGAGGAAUGCACAGUUGCUUGGGGGGUUUGUAACCAUGCAUUUCAUUUCCAUUGCAUUAGCCGAUGGCUCAAGACCCGUCAAGUUUGCCCUCUAGAUAACAGUGAGUGGGAGUUUCAGAAAUACGGUCACUAACUUCGAUGCCGCGAGCUACUGCCUACUUGGACAUUUGGACUGUGUCUUUUGUUUUGGAACAUUUGUAGCUCUAUCCACUGUCCUUUGCUUGUCUACUUUAGUGUAACAGUAUUUUAAGAAAGUCACUCAUGAAAUGCAUUGUAACACAGUUACAUACCUACUGGGAAAUGAAAUCAUACUCUUUCAACUUACACAAAUAUGGGAUUUGUGCUGGGUCAUUUGAUUCCUUCGCCUGAGAGGAAAAUGAGAUGUUUAUUAUUGAAAUAUGUACAUUGAUUAUAUGUAUACAAAACUUGAAUUUUAGA